Molecule: messenger RNA, 764 nt
Organism: Erigeron canadensis
Lineage: Eukaryota; Viridiplantae; Streptophyta; Magnoliopsida; Asterales; Asteraceae
Product: 18.5 kDa class I heat shock protein-like
Exons: 1
Coding region: 106-603 (165 amino acids)
Biological process (GO): response to heat; response to salt stress; response to hydrogen peroxide
Source: RefSeq, a predicted model, not a curated record
CUUUUUCAAUCAGACCAUACAAAUUUCAUUUCUAAAAAUCAUAAAAAAAAAAUAAAAUACUUUACUAAAUCCCAAAUAUCAAAUCAACGAUUCAAACUCGAAACGAUGUCGAUCGUUCCAAACUUCUUCGGUAACCGUCGAUCAAACGUUUUCGACCCAUUCUCGCUCGACGUAUGGGACCCAUUCGACGGCUUCCCAUUCCCAUUCCCAACCAACAACAACUUCAAUUCCCUUGCCAACCGGGUCGGAUCGUCCGAAACCUCAUCAUUCGCGAGCGCCAACAUCGACUGGAAAGAAACCCCCGACGCACACGUGUUCAAGGCCGACGUGCCAGGGCUCAAAAAGGAAGAGGUGAAAGUCCAAGUGGAAGAUGAUCGGGUGCUGCAGAUCAGCGGAGAGAGGAACAAGGAGAGUGAAGAAAAGGGUGACACGUGGCAUAGGGUUGAGAGAAGCAGUGGCAAGUUUAUGAGGAGGUUUAAGUUGCCGGAGAACGCGAAAGUGGAUGAGGUUAAGGCUGCAAUGGAGAAUGGUGUGUUGACUGUUACUGUGCCCAAAAUUGAAGUUAAGAAACGUGAUGUCAAAUCUAUUCAGAUUUCUGGUUGAUUUCGUGCUUAUUUUCGAUAUCAUGACUGCCUGCUUUUUGAAUAAAUUGUUCGUGUUUAUGAAAUAUGAUGGUGUGGUUUUAGCUGUGAAUUAGGUUUUUCAAGCUGUACUGGCCUUUUGUGAAAUAAAAUUAAUCUACUACUCACCAGUUGCUAUCUAAA